CAAAUAUCAUAUUCAGUUAAAUCUCUUGAAGUUUAGAGGUCAAAAGGUCAAUCUGGAUGUCUUUUUAGACUCUAAUCCAAGAUGUCGGGACAUGCUGAUAACUACAACGCAUUUUCGGGCGGCGCAGGAAAUUAUUCGAGGGGACGUGAUCGUGACAAUGACUUCGGAAGGGGCGGUGGGGGUUUUGGAGGUGGUGGUUUCGGUGGGGGUGGGGGAUACGGUGGGGGAGGGGGUUACGGAGGCGGUGGGGGAAGGCCACAGAAGCCGAUGCCCACUGAGCCCCCCUACACCGCAUAUGUAGGCAACCUACCCAACGACUGCUUGCAAGGAGAUCUGGAGACAAUCUUCUCAAGUUUGUCGGAGAAGAUUAAAGUUAUACGCCUGGUUCGUGAUAGGGACACAGACACGUUUAAAGGGUACAGUUAUGUAGAAUUUGAUGACCAGGAGGCGCUGAAGGAAGCACUUCAGUACAACGGUGCUGUUUUUGAAGGCAAGCAAUUGAAGGUUGAUAUUGCUGAUGGCAAGAAACCAAGAGAUGGCGGGCGGGGAGGUUUUGGUAGAGGUGGGCGGGGCAGAGGCGGCCCUAGUAGAGGGGGAUUCAGGGACGAAGGCAACGACUUCAGAAGGGGCGACAGGGGACCCCCACGGGGGGACGACGGGUACCAGGGUGGGGGAGGCAGUAGGGCACGCGAUGACUACGGGCCGUCGAGAGGAUCCCGAGGGGGUGGCUACCGAGACAGAGGGGGGUACGACAGAGGGGGGUUCGAACGCACUGGCAGGCCAGACGACUUCAGAGAGCCCGACCCUGCUGAUUCGGCAGGACGGCCGAAGCUCAAACUCCAGAAGCGAACCGUCAAGGAGCCCGUCAAUCAACUGGCGGACGCCAUGCAGCGCAGCUCCAUCUUCGGUCAAGGGAAACCGCGGGAGGAAGGCAAGCCAAAAACGGACAAGGACGGGCCACGGGAAAGCGCUGAUUGAAAGAAAGCAAAGAAAAAAAAAGGCAGCUCGUUUCAAAAGCGUCUGUAAUUUGUACCAAAUUAUUCGUAAAGAAUUUGUUCAAAGUGUCCCCGGCAUUAUUUCAGCACCGGAGGAAGACGGUUUAACUUAAAAAAAAAAAUUAAUCAACAUUGUUAUGUGCCCUUUGUAUAUAAAAAAACAGUUUUGUCCUUAAAAAAUAUUUUGAGAAUUUUCUUCAUCGAUAGCAAAUUGAGAUUUGUAUAAAAGGGCUACACUUCUAGUGUGAGGAAACUCCCCUAGUCAAUCAAAUCGCAAAGGUGGCUUUUAUGUUUAGAUUUCAAAAACAGAACGUGAUAUUUUGUCGUUUGUGUCCGGUUCAGUAGUGUUGGAUCGUGUUGCUCGGUUUAAAUAUAGUUUCAGCGAUGGCAUUAUUUUUACUGUGUGUUACGUUCCUUUUAAACCAAAAAAGGUGUAAAAUGCAACUGAAAUGAUUUGGACGUACCGUUUAAGGUCUGAUAUGAAAAUUGUUAUUUUUUUAUAAAGACCUUUAAAAAAAAAUGCAGUUGCGAUUAAAAAACAAAUUUCCAGUGAGACUGUCUUACUCCCCAUUAAAUUCCUACUUCAAAAGUUUUCUCGUGAACUUGUGACUAGAAAUGUAAAUUUUAUUCCAAAACGAUUGCAUGACUUUUUCUUGUAAUCCUCCAUUUAAGUGUGCAUCCCAAACUAACCCCUUUUUUUCUGAAAGGCUCUUUUGUUAUUUUUUUCUGCAUGGCUAACAUCGAGUCAUUUUUUUUUCAAGUUAAUGACGCAAACUAUGCUGUUUAGCUUUUGAAAAAAAAAAUUUUUUUAAUUUUUUUUUAUUAAAGGGACUCUCAUGUUGACAUUUCUUUGGUUUGCAAAGGAAUAAAUAAGAAAUAAGAAAACUUCAUAGAUGUCUUCAAUUAUUUCCACACCGAGCUGGAAAUUAACUUUUUUUUUCACGGCGUUCACCAAUUCCAACAUUCUUGUAAAUCGUUUGGUUUCAUCUUGUAAAACUCAACAGCAGGAUUUUGAAAUCUUUGGAUGCCGUUCUAAAUUUGUUUCUCCCAUUUAUCCUUUAAAAUUUCAUUUCGGCGGGCGUCUCGAAAAGGAACUCUUUAACACACUGUUGGUAUAAAUAAACACCCGUUAGUAGAAUGUAGCUAGCAAUAUUUCUUAAUUGUCUUUUAAAUUAAGCGUUCUCUUUAUAAACAUCCUUCGAAAAAAAAAAGAUAAAAAAAAAGUAAAUGGACUAUUAGAAGCUGCUCCACCUUGUAUUAUAUGCUGAUAAUAAUUAGCAGUCAAAAGGCAAGAGUAGGAUUUCCGUAUGUACAAAAUGGACUUGAUGCCAUACAAUAAAAUGUUUUCAAAGUAAACGGUGA
Molecule: messenger RNA, 2357 nt
Organism: Patiria miniata (bat star)
Lineage: Eukaryota; Metazoa; Echinodermata; Asteroidea; Valvatida; Asterinidae
Product: eukaryotic translation initiation factor 4H-like
Exons: 8
Coding region: 82-978 (298 amino acids)
Molecular function (GO): RNA binding
Source: RefSeq, a predicted model, not a curated record